Saxophila tyrrhenica is the source of this 645-nucleotide messenger RNA. RefSeq names its product ATP synthase subunit G atp20 (gene ATP20). The transcript has 3 exons. Gene Ontology annotation, molecular function: proton-transporting ATP synthase activity, rotational mechanism. Lineage: Eukaryota; Fungi; Ascomycota; Dothideomycetes; Mycosphaerellales; Extremaceae. Gene Ontology annotation, biological process: proton motive force-driven ATP synthesis. Bases 1 to 645 code for a protein of 214 amino acids. The record is from RefSeq and is a predicted model, not a curated record.
AUGCUCUCCGCCUCUUUCCCUCGACUCGUCCUCCGGCAGUCGAGGCUGAUCGUGCAGAGACGAGCGGCAUCCUCCACUACCGAAGCCGCGACAGAUGCCGCGUCCUCAGGCGCAAACAAGGCGAAGGAGGGUGCUUCGCAGGCUGCCGGCCAGGCACAACAGGGACUGUCGAGGGUGACGAGCUCGGCGGGUAGUGCUAUGACAAGUGCUUCCAGUGUUGCUGGCAAGGCGGUGGCUGGCAUCGGCGGGCGGACAGGGCGCAUGAUCAACUUUGUGCAAGGCAUGGUACCACCCACGAUCUACUACGCUCGUGUUGUUGGAGAGCUCGGCAAGAUAAUAUAUCGCGGACGCGGCAUGCAACCCCCGAACAUGCAAACUGUGCAGUCGUACAUGACUCCGGUCACGAACGCCCUCCGAAACCCUUCGAGCCUUGCAACCCAAACUGCGGGUGUCGCAGAAAGCACCGCAUCGACCGCGGUCAACAACCCGCAGAGCUUUCUCACACGGUUACGGAAUCUCGACUCGGCCACUCUCACUUCUGCUGCUGUGAUCGGUGCGGAGACGAUUGGUUUCUUCUGCAUUGGUGAAAUGAUCGGGCGUCUGAAGAUCAUCGGCUACAGGGGCGGUCACAGUGAACAUCACUAA